GCUUUGUGCACUAAUCAUUGCCAUGCAGCUCCGGCUGAACCCAGUUCACUUGUGUCUAAUGAAGUUCUAACCCCUUCUCCUUAAAUCUUCAUCUAAAGCAAAGGAAUGAGAAGUUUCUACUUCAACCAGUGUGUAAGGAAACUGUUCGGCUCAGCUCAAGCAUCCCAGACUCUGACAGGGACAAACCUGCACAGAUCUGUAACUCGACUGCAACAUAGCAAGGUCAUGGCCGAGGAGAAACCGUGGGCUCUGUUCUCAGAGGUGGGCGAGCAGGGUUACCUGGAAGAAGUCACUGAUAUAAUGAAACAGCAUUUCCACAUCGUCUGCCACAAAGACUUUUCACAGAACCCUCAGCUGUACAGUGAUAAAAUCCAGGCCAUGUUCGUGUGGGACUGUCAACCUGCAGCCGAGCCUUCGCUGCUCACCUCUCUGCCCUCGCUGAAGGUGGUCGCCAACGGAGGAGUGGGCAUCGACCACCUGGAUGUGCCGUACAUCUCCAGCCUCGGGGUGAAGGUGACCAACACGCCCGGCGUCGUGAGCGAUGCCACCGCUGACAUGGCCAUGGCUCUGCUGCUGGCAUCGGCACGGAGGGUUGUUGAAGGUCACCAAGCAUCCGUUGACCCCAAGACGACCCAUUUACCACUAGGCAUGAUGGGAGUUGAGGUCACAGGGGCCACUCUGGGGAUCAUUGGAAUGGGAGACAUCGGACACAAAAUAGCUCAGAGGAGCAAAGGAUUUGACAUGAAGAUCUUGUAUCACAACAGGAACAGAAGGAGCAUUGAGGAGGAGCGAGCAGUGGGAGCAAGUUACCGUCAGAACAUGGACGACCUGCUGAAGGAGUCGGACUUUGUGACGCUGGCGGUCAACCUGACCCCUGAGACCACCGGGCUGAUUGGCCACAGAGAGCUGUCCCUCAUGAAACCCACGGCGACGCUUGUCAACAUCAGCAGAGGUCUGGUUGUGGACCAGGACGCUUUAGUGAAAGCUCUGCAGAGUGGGACGAUUGGAGCUGCUGCUUUAGACGUGACUCAUCCUGAACCUCUACCAAGGGAUCAUCCUCUACUCACUCUUCCUAACGUGCUGAUCACACCACACGUCGGCACCAACACUUACGCCACAACCAGGCGGAUGGUGCAGAGGAUGGUAGAAAGCGCUUUGGCUGCAGUGAAAGGACAACCCAUGCUCUAUGAAGUCACGCCCAAAUGAAAGCACAUCAUUUGUCUGAGUGUAGAAGCACUGAAUUGUUGGUAUUAGUGUCCCGACCAAGAAAAAGUUAUGAAAAGUUAUUUUAGAUUCAGACAACUUUAUUGAUCCCAAGAGAGCAAUUCAACAACAUCCAAUAUGAUACGUGUCAAAAAGCACAGGUCAACAAACAGAGGUCGGUGAAGGACGUCAAGAUGAAGAUUAAGUAGGUCAAAUAAAAAGCAAUAUAAGACAAUUAUUAGAUGAUAAAUAGCCAUUUGUUACAUGUGUUAUUAAAAAAAUAAUAAAAGACGUAAUUUAAUGUGACUGCUACUAAAUUAGUUUUAAUUCUUAUUUUUUAAUGAUUUGCCACAAUCACUGUGAUUAAAAUAAUUGAUGUAUGUUUUCUUUGUGUUGGAUAUAAACUAACAUCUGUCCAUUAUCUUUAAGGGCUGUGGGGAGUCCUUUAGCCAUAUGAACUGACAUGAAGAUUUUAAUGUUGUAUGUCGUAGAUAGUUACAUUCAUAUGUAAAGUUUAUGUGUUAACUGUAACACAAAAAAUAAUAAAGCUGCCUGAAAUCUUGAA
Molecule: messenger RNA, 1768 nt
Organism: Limanda limanda (common dab)
Lineage: Eukaryota; Metazoa; Chordata; Actinopteri; Pleuronectiformes; Pleuronectidae
Exons: 7
Coding region: 106-1206 (366 amino acids)
Cellular component (GO): cytosol
Molecular function (GO): glyoxylate reductase (NADPH) activity; hydroxypyruvate reductase [NAD(P)H] activity; NAD binding
Source: RefSeq, a predicted model, not a curated record